Messenger RNA from Leguminivora glycinivorella, 1333 nucleotides. Its product is annotated as 4-hydroxyphenylpyruvate dioxygenase-like. Gene Ontology annotation, biological process: L-tyrosine catabolic process. Gene Ontology annotation, cellular component: endoplasmic reticulum membrane; Golgi membrane. Gene Ontology annotation, molecular function: 4-hydroxyphenylpyruvate dioxygenase activity. NCBI's taxonomy places the organism in Eukaryota, Metazoa, Arthropoda, Insecta, Lepidoptera, Tortricidae. The record is from RefSeq and is a predicted model, not a curated record.
GUGCUAAGUAGCAGUGUGGACGAUUGAGUGUUUGUCAUCUUCAUUAAACAUACGCAGAAAGGCAAGGAAGAAGAUGACGAAAGGAAAGAAAACUGAAAGUAAAGUGCCCAAGGACGGAAAAGUGCUGAAUUUUCACCAUCUCGUGUUUAGAGUGGCUAAUGCUAAAACGGCGUCAAGCUAUUUCGUGACGAGGUUUGGUUUCCAACCCUUCGCAGUUCGCGAGGCCAGCGACUCAGACCCUGUGACCACCAUCGUUGUCAGACUUAAUAAGAUAACAAUCGCCUUCGAGUCACCCACAACUGCCAACUCCCCUAUAACCCCCGACCUAUCCCUCCACGGUGACUUCGUGAAAGACGUGGCGUUCCUAGUCGAAGACUUGGACGCGCUGGUGCGGGGGGCUAAAGAGGGCGCGGAGGUGAUGGGGGUGAAGGAGGACGUGGAUGAAGAGGGGGUGGUGAGGUACGCGGUGUUGAGGACGUACGGUGAUAAUACGCACACACUAAUCGAUCUCAGUAAAUACAAUGGAUUCUGGCUACCGGGAUACAAACCUUUGGAAAGCGAUCCUUUAAACCAGUUACUUCCAGCCACGAAUUUGGAGUACAUUGACCACGUGGAAGGGAACGUGGCAGACGGGACCCUGGAGGAUUCCGUAGUUUGGUACGAGAAGAACCUGAACAUGCACAGAUUCUGGUGCGUCGACUACACCCAUGAUCUAGUCCCAUACUCUUGCAUCAACUCCGCAUCUGUCAUCAAUAAACAUGACAAUGUUCUCUUAUCAAUGAACGAAGCAGCCAAAGGUCUCAGACCGACGAGCAAAGCCAGCGAGUUCGUCAAGGCCCACGGGACGUCAGGCGUAGAGCAUGUCGCCUUGUAUACCGACGACAUCAUAGCCACUAUCCGAAACCUGAAAGCCCGUGGCGCAGAGAUCUUAGCCUUCCCGCCGACGUAUUAUGACGUCAUUAGAGAGAAGCUGGCCGGCAGUUCCCUAAAGGUUUCCGAGACGAUUGACGAACUGCAAGAAAACUGUGUGCUGAUAGACUUCGACGAAAAGGGCUACAUGCUGCAGGCGUUUACCAAGCACUUGCAGGCGCGUCCCACGCUGUUCCUCGAGAUUCUACAGAGGAGGAACCACAGGGGUUUCGGAGCUAUGAAUUAUAAAUGGGUGUUUGAAGCCAUCGAACGUAUGGACGCUCAGAAGCCAGUAGCGUCUGGGGACCAGAACACGGAAGAAUAACUCACACAGAACAACGAAAUAAUAUAUAAUAUAAUCUGUAAUAUUGUAAUCAAUUUUACUUAUGUUUUAUCUGAAUGUAACCUACUGUAUUACAAAGUU